Molecule: messenger RNA, 580 nt
Organism: Schizophyllum commune H4-8
Lineage: Eukaryota; Fungi; Basidiomycota; Agaricomycetes; Agaricales; Schizophyllaceae
Exons: 4
Coding region: 80-580 (166 amino acids)
Biological process (GO): negative regulation of transcription by RNA polymerase II; rRNA processing
Cellular component (GO): nucleolus
Molecular function (GO): DNA binding
Source: RefSeq, a predicted model, not a curated record
CGGACGACACGACCUUCUAAGCUCCUUGGAGUGAUACUUGAGUGCACGAGAACUCAACAGCGCUCUAUCAGCUUUCGUCAUGGUGUCCUUCCAGUGUCAUAACUGCGGCGACGUCGUCAAGAAACCCAAGCUCGACCAGCACAGCAGCCGAUGCGGCGGCGGCUUCGACUGCAUCGACUGCAGCACAUCCUUCCACACGCCUGCGCAAUGGAAACCGCACACCUCAUGUAUAACGGAGGCGGAGAAGUAUCAGAAGGGGUUAUACAAGGGACCGAAGCACAAUGGUGCUCAGCAGAGCGGGCCGCGAGGGGCGAAGAAGGGAGGUCAGGGAAAGGGCGGCAAUAAUCAGAACGCAAAUGGUAGCACCCCUGCUGCACCGCCAACUACCGAACCGACUCCUGCACCUGCACCGGCGCCGGCCGCUGCUCCCGACGUCGUGGCUAACGGUACGGCGUCUGCGUCUGACCGUGCUGCGUCGGGUAAGGACAGCAAGAAAGAGAAGAAGGAUAAGAAGAAGCGCAAGUCUGUAGGGGACGAUGCGGUACGUUUUCUCAGUCAGUAUCUCUGCACCGCGGGCUGA